CUAUAUGCCAACGCUAGUGCCGACGUACUUCCGUUUACAACUAAGCCACCGUUGCCAUUUCCGGAAUGCUAUCCCUACCGCUGUUGACAAGCUUGGUGCUGAGGUAAAUAAAUGAUGAAGAAAACAUUUAAAUAUCAACGAUCUAUGGGCUCAACGUCUGAACACUGUUGUGUGCCGAUGUGUCAGGCCUCUGCUAAGUACUUAGUUUCCACACUUUCCCCACGGAUGAAGAAUUAAGACGCAAUUGGUUUGUCGCCAUUCGUAGCAACUUCACGAUAACGCCUCACACCCGGGUGUGUAGCCGGCAUUUUAAGAAAGAAGAUCUUCGUGAACCAGCGUCGGAGAAAGGACGACGGUUGUUGAAAAAGGGAUCUAUCCCAGCUUUGUUUCAAUGGAAUAACUUCUCCCUCCCACCUGUAAGAACAAGUGUUUGGGAGAGGAGAGAUAGACCGCUGCCGCUGGACGAUCACGCCCCCGAACAAGAUGAAGCCAUGGAGGAAGAUUCCGGUGAUCCUGAUCCUGCCUCCGCAGUCGCCGCCGAAAAUACAGCUCUACGAGAGGAGGUUCGCCUGCUGAGGGAACAAGUUGAAAGCCUUAUGAUGAAGCAGAGGUUUGGGAUCCAUCGCUUUGCUGCUUCAGACAAGGACAUCCGGUUCUUUACAAGGUUUGCCUCAUACACGUUGCUGAUGCAGUUCUGGGCCCUGAUUGAACCUGCGGUGCCAUCCAUGGUCAGUGUGAGGCAGGCUCAGAGAGGACAUCUCACUGAGUCGAAGUCUGCGACCCAUUCCCUCCAGCCCAUUGAUGAGUGCUUCAUAUUUUUUAACUAUCUCGCCCUGGGCUCCAAACAACGAGACCUCGCUGACCGGUACAAUGUCCAUCAGUCCACGGUCAGUCGCAUUAUAGCAUCAUGGAGUAAUUUCCUAUACACGGUACUCGGUUCAGUCAGGAUCUGGAUACCACAGGAGCAGAUAGGUGAAUAUUUGCCUGAGGAUUUCAAGGACUACCCUGACACCACUGUAAUCCUUGACUGCACCGAGCUGAAGUGUCAGUGCCCAUCCUCCCAUCUCCUCCAGAGUGAGGUGUUUUCCACCUACAAAUCCCAUUGCACACUCAAAGGUCUAAUUGGGAUUGCUCCACAUGGAGCAGUGACCUUUGUUUCCUCUCUCUAUGCCGGCUCCAUAAGCGAUAAGCAGAUCACAAAGGAAUCUGGUAUCAUCAACCUCUUAAAACCUGACAUGGCUGUCAUGGUAGAUCGUGGUUUUCUGAUAGAAGACAUUGUACCGUGUAAGAUUUACAGGCCAGCAUUCCUCGCUGGGCGGUCUCAAAUGUCUGCUGCUGAAGUUAGGGAGACCCAGGCCAUAGCUCGUCUUAGGGUGCAUGUGGAGCGACUCAUUCGUCGAGUGAAAGAGCACAAAUUUUUUGACACUGAAAUCCCUUUACGGCUUUUUGGGAGCAUCAACCAACUCUAUACUGUUGCGUGUCUCCUCACCAAUUAUGAAAAUGGGCCUCUUGUCAAAGCAUGAGUUAAGAAGCCUGAAGCCUGAGCCAUGGGUAGGAAUGAGUUGCAAAAACAGCUAAAGCUGAAGCUUUUUAUCCUUUUAUUUUACCAGGGAAAACAAGCAUGUUGGUUGUUAAAUAAAUCUAUUAGUAUUAUUACUGUCUAAAA
Alosa sapidissima (American shad) is the source of this 1666-nucleotide messenger RNA. RefSeq lists its product as uncharacterized. The record is from RefSeq and is a predicted model, not a curated record. The coding region runs from base 492 to 1523 and encodes 343 amino acids. NCBI's taxonomy places the organism in Eukaryota, Metazoa, Chordata, Actinopteri, Clupeiformes, Clupeidae. The transcript has 2 exons.